Molecule: messenger RNA, 1548 nt
Organism: Penicillium verrucosum
Lineage: Eukaryota; Fungi; Ascomycota; Eurotiomycetes; Eurotiales; Aspergillaceae
Exons: 3
Coding region: 1-1548 (515 amino acids)
Molecular function (GO): chitin binding
Source: RefSeq, a predicted model, not a curated record
AUGGGGUUUUUUCAGAAGGGUGCAUUUUUCGUUCUGUGUGGUCUCCGUUUGAUUCAUGGGACAGUUGCGUUGUCGCUAGCUGAACCCGAGUACAACCAAAUUGAAGACCGGACCCAGUACACUUACCCUUACACCUGCCCUUCUAUUCUUGUUGGCACUGGAGAUACAUGCGACGAUUUGGCUUCCAGAUGUAGUAUCUCGAAAGCAUCGUUCACUUCUUUCAACCUGAAAACUGUGUGCUCCUCUUUGUCUCGCGGAACACCCGUAUGCUGCGGGGCGGGAACAACUGUCCUUCCACCCGACAGUGGUUAUUACUGCUACGCUUAUACUAUCCGCGCUGGCGAUACCUGCGCGAAGAUUGCCGAGGGGUACAAGAUCACAGAGGCUAAGAUAGAGACUUGGAACAAACAUACCACGGCAUGGUACGGGUGCAAGAAGUUGCAGCUUGGGGGCCAGGUUUGUCUCAGCGACGGCCAACCCCCAAUGCCAGUUGCAAUUGGUGAUGCAGUCUGUGGUCCCCAAGUACCUGGAACAGCACGUCCCAAGAUGUGGACUGAGAUUGCUUCUUUGAAUCCAUGCCCUGCGGGUCAAUGUUGCUCUACAAAGGGUAAAUGUGGCACUGGUGCAGACUUCUGUGGCUCAUCUGCACCCGCAGCUGCCGUGCCUCCUGCGUCUGCAACCAAAGCUGCAACCAAAGCUACAUCUACUACAUCCAAAGCUACAUCGGUGAAGACUACUUCCACAACUCAAGCUACAUUAGCUACAUCUGAAACAAAAAAUGCGCCAUUGUCAGCUAGAAGUGUUGUAACAAUGACAGCCGCAGCUGUGACAGUUACAGCCAAAGCCAAAGCUGCGCAAAAGAACGCGAAUCCACACGCUUUCACGACAGAUGUACCCUUGGUAGAUGUACCCUUGACAUUUCUACAUCCAGAGGAUACCAUGUCCACCACGUCAGCUGCCGCUCCAACUAAUGUUGACCGCUUCAAACAGAUUCAUGAGCUCGCUCUAUUGGCGAGCCGAAUUCGGAAUUCAAAAGACUCCACAACCACAACCACUACCAAAGCCAAACCUACUACAACAACCAAGAAGUCCAUCAAAACCACCACAACCAAAGCCCCCGUCACCAAGACCGUGAAUGGUGUUGUCACCUUACCUAGCGGGUGGUCACUGAAGAUGUUCGAUGACAUAGGCUGCACUGGCAGCUACGUUUUGCUUCAAGGCCACAACAAGAAUUUGGAGGACAGUGACUGUAUGAAGUUCCGCCGUGCGAGUAAGCUCAAGACCGAUGUUACCGACUCAUCCGUUUCGUGUCGUUGGUGGACUAAACCAAAAAGUGGUAAUUGGGAGUGGAGGGACUGUAAAAGUGAUGCUUUGAAUAGACCUAGAUCUUGGCGUAUGUCGAAUGGUCUCUGUACCGUCUCUCCUAAUACGCAGUGCGAUCUUGUCAAUGAUGUUUCCCAAACUUAUGGCUGGCGGGGUCCUGGUUUGUGCCAUGAUCGUGAGACGAUGGAUCCGACAUUUGGAUCUUUGAAGUGUUAUGUUGGAUAA